This is a messenger RNA of Corchorus capsularis, 4044 nucleotides long. The record is from the annotation of a GenBank genome assembly. NCBI's taxonomy places the organism in Eukaryota, Viridiplantae, Streptophyta, Magnoliopsida, Malvales, Malvaceae.
AUGCCUCCUAAACCUCAAACAACCUCCAACGAUGAUAUCAUCAACCACCUCUCUACAGCCUUUUCACCCCAAUUUCAAGAGCUCAACUCCUCAAUAGCCGCACUUACCUCUACGCUCUCGGCGCAAACCGCCACCAUCACCGACCUUCAACACAAAAUUGCAAAAAUAGAGAAGGCACCUCACUCUCUUUUGCCUUCUCCAUCUUCUACAUCACAGCCAAACCUCGACCUUCCCACAGAUCUAUCUUCCCCGUCCUCAUCCCACUCUCUCAAAACUCCUAAACUCACUCUCGCUAUAUUUGAGGGAACAAAUCCCCUAGACCGGAUUUUUCAAGCAGAGCAGUUCUUCACCUAUCACUCUGUCCAGAUGCACCAACGCUUGGCUCUGACCUCGUUUUAUAUGAAAGGUGAUGCUCUUAGUUGGUUUCAAUGGAUGCACCGUAAUAAUCUAUUGGUGGAUUGGCCUUCUUUUACGAUGGCCCUUGAAUGCCGAUUCGGUCCUUCGGCCUACUUCAAUCAUGAAGCUGCCUUGUUUAAGCUUCGACUCACCUCGACCGUGGCCAACUACCGUCGGGAAUUCGAGGCCCUCUCCAACAGAAUCUAUGGUUUAUCUCCAAGCACUCAACUUAAUUGUUUCAUCUCGGGGCUCCCUGUUUAUAUGCAGCGUGAAAUGUCUAUUUUAAAAGCCAGUUCUCUUAGUGAAGCUGGGGAUAUUGCCCAACUUCUGGAAGACAAAAUCCUUGACCUUCAAUCUCCUUUACCAAGAUUUUCGAUUUCCCCCAUACCACCGCCACCUCCUCUGCCCAAAGCUUCUUUUUCCGUUCCACAACUUCCUCCACCAAGGCCAUCUACUUCCCAAAUACCACAACUGCCUGCACCUAAGCCAGUCCCCUCCACUUUCCCGAUACGGCGUUUAUCGCCAACUGAGAUGCAAGCAAGACGAGCCAAAGGGCUCUGUUUUAAUUAUGAUGAACAAUACAAACCAGGCCAUCGCUGCCGCACAACCCCGUUCCUUUUACUUCAGGCAGAUGAUGAUCUUCCGGCCCUUGAGUCUCUGGAAGCUGUUCAUUCAAUGCCCCUCUCGGCGGUUCCAGCUUUGCCACCACCACAGGACACCAUAGUCGACGAUUCACUCGACUUUCAGGUAUCCUUACAUGCCUUGUUUGGUACUAUUUCUUAUAAUACUUUGAAGCUUUCUGGUGUAUUGAAAGGUCAGAACCUCACUGUGCUGGUGGAUACGGGUAGUACCCAUAACCUAAUCCAACCACGGCUGGCUAAGCACUUGAAUCUCAGUAUCGAACCAGCGCCGCCGUUCUCUGUUUCUGUUGGCAAUGGGGAGCAAUUGUUUUGUCUGGGCCGAAUUCCAUCUAUCCAAUUGGGCCUCCAAGGUCAUGAGUUUAAUCUUGAUCUAUAUAUGUUGGAUAUUCGUGGGGCAGAUGUUAUUCUUGGGAUCCAAUGGUUAUCACAGUUGGGGCAUGUUAUUGCUGACUACAAGGCUCUUUAUAUGAGUUUUUAUCAUUUGGGCUCCUUCAUCACACUUCAGGGUGACAAGCCCAAUUGUCCCCAACCCGUUUCUUAUGGACAGCUUAAACGUUUAGUCCACACAAAUUCUAUAGCAGACACUCAUUUUCUCACUAUGGAAGCUACCUCCUCUACCGCCCCCCUCGCGAAAUCCCCAAUUCACCCAGAUCUCGUUCAACUUCUAUGUAAAUUUCAGACAGUCUUUGAUACGCCAAAAGGGCUUCCUCCCCAACGAUUUCAUGACCACCAUAUCCACUUGCAGCCUGGCACCGGUCCGAUUAAUGUGAGGCCUUAUCGUUACCCUCAUUCUCAAAAGAGUGACAUGGCCACAAUUAUCUCAGAGAUGUUUCACGAGGGUAUCAUACGACCUAGCACGAGCCCGUUUUCUUCUCCAGGUCUCCUGGUUAAGAAGAAGGAUGGAACGUGGCGCUUUUGUGUGGAUUAUAGAGCUUUAAAUGAUGCUACCGUUAAGGAUCGAUUUCCGAUUCCGACAGUGGACGAAUUACUUGAUGAGCUCCACGGUGCAACAGUGUUUUCUAAAAUUGACUUACGUGCUGGGUACCACCAAAUUCGUGUCGCUCCAGAAGAUAUUUACAAGACUGCGUUCAGGACUUCUGAUGGCCACUACGAGUUUUUGUUUUAUGCUAAAGAAUCUAAGUGCGCUUUUGGUCGUUCCUCCAUAGAUCAUCUUGGGCAUAUUAUUACUGGAGAAGGAGUCAAAGUCAAUCCUUCCAAAAUUGAGGCUAUUGUCGGCUGGCCAACUCCAAGCAACCUCAAAGCCUUGCGUGGCUUCCUCGGUCUAACCGGAUACUACCGCAAAUUUGUAAAAGGGUAUGCUGCAAUCGCUGCUCCUCUUACUAAUUUAUUGCGCAAGGACCAAUUUCUAUGGGAUUCAACUACAAGCAAAACUUUUCAAGAUUUAAAGCUUGUUUUAACUUCUACCCCUGUGCUGCGGUUACCUGAUUUUGCCUUGCCUUUCUGCAUCGAGGCAGAUGCUUCUAAUAUAGCUGUUGGUGCUGUGUUAUCCCAAGGAGGUCAUCCCAUUGCUUAUUUUAGCAAGAAACUAUCUCCCCAAAUGCAAUCUGCUUCUACAUACGUGCGAGAGAUGUAUGCCAUAACCGAGGCAAUACACAAGUGGCGCCAGUAUCUAUUGGGGCGUUCAUUUACCAUAUUCACAGAUCAACAAAGCUUGAGGAACUUAAUGACUCAAACCAUCCAAACUCCUGAGCAACAAAAGUGGUUGGCUAAGUUGUUGGGGUUCAAUUAUUCGAUCGUUUACAAGCCAGGGAGACAUAAUUUAGCUGUUGAUGCAUUGUCGAGGUGCCCUGAACCUGCGGCUCAAUAUUUGGCUAUAUCGAGUCCUGUUUUCUCCUUUCUUGACUCCUUGCGCCACUAUUAUGCCACUUCUGAAACAGGGCAGCAACUUUUGAAUCAAGGCCAACAAGACUCAAAUAUGGGGUAUUCUAUAUCGGAUGGUUUAUUAUUUUAUCAAGGAAAGAUUGUGAUUCCAGAGGGCCAUGAGUUGCAAUCACAGUUGCUGCAUGAAUACCAUGGAACUCCAACAGGUGGUCAUGAUAUUUCGAUGGAUUUCAUUACAAGUCUUCCUCCCUCCAAUGGUAAAACAACUAUUUGGGUCAUUGUCGACCGAUUGUCGAAAUACGCUCACUUCAUAGCUCUUCCAAGCUCUGUGACAGCUGCCUCACUAGCUGAGCUCUUCUCUAAAGAAAUCUGUAAACUCCAUGGGGUUCCUCGCUCGAUUGUCAGUGAUAGGGAUUCACUAUUCUUGAGCCAAUUCUGGAAGGAACUCUUCAGACUUCAGGACACCUCUCUCAAAAUGAGUAGUGCAUACCACCCACAAACAGAUGGACAGACUGAGGUACUUAACCGCUGCUUAGAGACUUAUUUGCGCUACUUUGCCAGUGACAAACCCCGCUUGUGGUCCAAGUUUUUACAUUGGGCGGAAUGGUCUUAUAACACUACCACUCAUUCAGCCACAGGUUUUUCUCCUUUUGAAGUGGUAUACGACAAACCCCCACCAACUAUAGCUUCUUAUGUCAUUGGCCAAACUAAAAUUGCAGCACUUGAGGACUCCCUUCUUGAGCGACAUAAUAUUCUUAAUGAGCUCAAAACUAACCUUGCUUAUGCUCAGAACAGGAUGAAGAUGCAAGCUGACCGCAAGCGCUCGGAAAAGAGUUUUUCUGAAGGGGAUUGGGUGUUCUUGAAAUUACAGCCCUAUCGGCAACAGUCCUUAGCUCAGCGUAGCUCUCAUAAAUUGGCAAAAAGGUUCUUUGGACCCUUCCAGGUCGUGCGUCGCAUCGGCUCAGUUGCUUAUGAGUUAAAGCUCCCAGAGUCAGCCAAAAUACACCCUAUAUUUCAUGUGUCCCUGCUCAAGCGUUGUUAUGGUUCUCCAACGGACAGCUUUACUCCCAUCCCUGCCUUGAGUGACGAUGAGAAACCCAUCUUAGAACCUGCUGAGAUCUUGGAGAGACGCAAAGUUUCUAGUGGAGGCAUCUUUUCUGACUAG